GGCCGUUCCGCUCGCCGCCAUUUUGCGCAGCGGGCUCGGAGGAGCAGCAGCCGCGGCCGGCGCCCUCGCCUCCCACCACCACCAUGUCGCGGGAUCGGUUCCGUAGUCGUGGCGGCGGCGGAGGCGGCUUCCACCGGCGCGGCGGCGGCGGUGGCCGCGGCGGCCCAAACCACGAUUUCCGCUCUCCGCCGCCCGGCAUGGGCAUGGGCCAGAACCGCGGCCCGAUGGGGGGCGGCCCGCAGGGCCCGGGCGGACCGCCGGGCGGAGGCCCGAAGCCCGAGCCGCCGAAACCACCCGCGUCGACUUCUGCUCCGCCUUCUUCGUCCUCUUCACCCGCCGCCACCACGGCGGGCCCUGCCGGCAGCCAGGCCGGCCCUGGGGCGCCUCAGGCAUCGGCGCUGCCCGCGGGGCAGCCGCCGCAGCAGCAGACCCCGGUUUCGGCGCCCUCCUCCACUCCCUCCGGCCCGGGGGGGCAGCCGCAGCCCAAGCCGAGCCCCAGCCCCACCCCGGCCGGCGGCCCUAAGAAAGGACAAGGACAGUCGCCCGGCGGCGGGCCCAAGGGACCGGGCGGCCCCCAGCAGGGGCCCGGCGGGCCGCACAAGGGCGGGCCGGGCCAUCGCGGCGGGCCGGGCGGAGAGCCGCGGGGCCGCGGGCAGCAGCACCAGGGACAGCAGAGCCUCUCCUCGCAGCAAGGCCCGGGCGGCGGCGGCGAGAAGCUGUCGGACGAGGGAUUUAAAGCAAACCUCUCCCUUCUGAGGCGGCCCGGGGAGAAGACCUAUACUCAGCGUUGCCGUUUGUUUGUUGGGAAUUUGCCUGCCGAUAUAACAGACGAAGACUUUAAGAGAUUGUUCGCUAAAUAUGGGGAGCCAGGAGAGGUUUUUAUCAACAAAGGGAAAGGCUUUGGAUUCAUUAAAUUGGAAUCUAGAGCUCUUGCAGAAAUUGCGAAGGCAGAACUGGAUGAUACCCCCAUGCGGGGUCGACAGCUCCGUGUUCGGUUUGCCACACAUGCUGCUGCUCUUUCAGUGCGCAAUCUUUCACCCUAUGUGUCUAACGAGUUGCUGGAGGAAGCUUUUUCCCAGUUUGGUCCAGUGGAAAGAGCUGUUGUGAUUGUAGAUGACCGAGGUAGAUCAACAGGAAAAGGCAUUGUUGAAUUUGCAUCAAAGCCAGCUGCAAGAAAAGCAUUUGAACGGUGUACUGAGGGAGUGUUUUUGUUGACAACCACUCCUAGGCCAGUUAUUGUGGAACCGUUGGAGCAACUGGAUGAUGAAGAUGGUCUUCCAGAAAAGCUUGCUCAGAAGAAUCCCAUGUAUCAAAAGGAAAGAGAGACUCCUCCCCGUUUUGCUCAGCCUGGCAGCUUUGAGUUUGAAUAUUCCCAAAGGUGGAAAUCUUUAGAUGAAAUGGAAAAACAGCAGAGAGAGCAAGUGGCAAAAAACAUGAAAGAUGCCAAGGACAAACUUGAAAGUGAGAUGGAAGAUGCUUAUCAUGAGCAUCAGGCAAACCUCUUGCGGCAAGACCUCAUGAGGCGCCAGGAGGAGCUGCGGCGUAUGGAAGAGCUCCAUAACCAGGAAAUGCAGAAACGCAAGGAAAUUCAGCUGAGGCAGGAGGAGGAGCGUCGCAGGCGGGAAGAGGAGAUGAUGAUACGUCAGCGGGAGAUGGAAGAACAAAUGAGAAGACAGAGGGAAGAGAAUUAUAGUAGGAUGGGUUACAUGGAUCCAAGGGAGAGAGACAUGAGAAUGGGUGGUGCCACCACAAUGAACAUGGGAGAUCCUUAUGCUUCUGCAGCCCAGAAAUUCCCACCUCUUGGAGGUGGUGGCGGCAUAGGUUAUGAAGCUAAUCCAGGAGUUGGCCAAGCAGCCAUGAGUGGUUCUAUGAUGGGAAGUGACAUGCGUCCUGAACGCUUUGGGCAGGGAGGUGCGGGGCCUGUGGGUGGCCAGGGUCCUAGAGGAAUGGGGCCUGGAACACCAACAGGAUAUGGUAGAGGGAGAGAAGAAUAUGAAGGCCCAAACAAAAAGCCCCGAUUUUAGAUGUGACCUGUAGUUUCAUUCCAAUUUGUUUUUGUCUGUCUUGUUUAGACACCAACUUUUUAAUUCUUGCAUUUUAGUAAGAAAGCUACGUUUUUAUGGAUGUUAGAAACUUACUGACCUAAUAUUUGUAAGUGGUCUGUUUGGGCGAGUACAAUUUAAUUAUGUAAUGCAGUGUUUCAAAACAAAUUUAGCUGGUUUUUUGAUGUAUAACGUCCCUAACUUGAUGGCAGUGUACCUUGUGCCACUGAAUUCCCAAAGUGUACCAACUUUUUUUUACUGUGCUUCAAAUAAAUAGAAAACUAAAUGUAGUAACUCUUCUUGCCAUUCGUGGUUAAACAAAGGAGACUGACUGCCACACCUUGAAACCUAGAGGCUCAAGCAGAGGUCAAACUAGACCUGGGUGUGGAGCUGUAGUGAAGAGUGGGAUCUCCUCCCAUAAUGCCUCUAGCUAAAGAUUGGGUCAAACAGUAGCCUAACUUUGCAGUAGGUGCAGAUUUUUUGAGCGUUAAUUGUGCUGCAAUAAGGAAGCUAAUGGAAACCUUGCAAGUGCUGCAACAUACCGUAAUAAAAGCUACACUGCAGAAGUGUAGUGCAGCAUGUAAUGACCUUCCUACAGAUAAUGAAUGGGUGGUGGGAUGGUAGCAUUGACCACCUUGGCAGUUACUGCUUGGAAUCUUUUAAAGACUUUAAGCAGAAGACUAGCAAUGGUUAUUUUAAAAUAAAUACAUAGAAUGAGUUGUAUUGGCUGACUUCCUAACUAAGGGAUUGUUAAUGUGAUAUUUUUAUGCUCUUAAGCUGUCUGUGAUUACAGGAUCUGGCCUUGCUCCGUAUUGUACACUUACCUGAAAACUGCUUGGCAUCAAGUCCAGAAGUGUUACUUGAGUGAUAAGGUUAACUUGCUUAUGUCCUCAUGCUAAUUGAGUGGACUAAUUUGCAUAGUUCAGAAUACAAUAAUUUGUAUUAUGGGCACUGCAGGAACUAUUCUUAUAUCAUGUAGCUGGUGGGUGAAUCCUAAAAACCUGUAUGUAAAAUACAGAAAUUAGCUUGCUUGCAUGAUGGUUAUCGCUCUUUUAUUAUUGAUGUUUGGAGAUAAUGCAUCAAAAGUAGUAUCUGAAUCUGGAGCUUAAUAGCUAUAUUACACAGUAUAAAUAAACUCCCUUUAAGGUUCUUUUGUAGAAGAUUUGAUGAAUUCGUUAGCUUGCUGUGCAUUUUAUUAAGACCCAGAAGAAUUUUGAAGCAUUCUGGACUCAUUGAUAAGGUAGUUGCUUUGCUUAUUACUACAUUGUACCAGAUAAGCUGGGAACAUGACUUCCCAGUGUAAAAUACCUUGGUGUUAAUGCAGGAUACAUCAACCUGCUUGGCACAAAGUAGGUGAACUUAGUCUGGCUGUACCUUCACAGAUUCCCCAACCCCUGAGCAUUCUGUGAGUAGUUUAACCUUCCAAUGAUCUUACCAUUCCUUGUGCUAAGCAUUGGCUAAUUCUAAAUUCUAUGCUAAAUUUUCUCUGUGGUUAAAACUUCAGUGUCAGAUUGGCAGUAUUUUAGAGUGCAGAUUAUUAUCCCUUGUGAAGUCCUUGCUGUAAAAAAUAGCAUGUUGUGAAAUGCUGAUACCAGGUAACACUACUUGGAAUACUAAGCUCAUUAAAUAGCGACUCAGCUUGUUUGGUGAACGCUUCUUAUUUUCCCAGAAAAGUGUGGGGGUUGAUAAUAUGCUGCAACAAUGAAUUGCUAUUCAGGACAUUCCGAAUUGGCAGUUCCUAAACGGGACCAAGUAUUUGGGAGUACUUGGAUACUUAGUUUAAAAAUCAGCAGUACCGAUGCAAUUUGCUUUAUUGAAGUAGUGUUAAAUAAUGCAUAUGUUUUCUGGAGGGUGUUCAUGGGACACCCUGAAAAGGUGAAGGUGUCUGAGAUGGGGAAUUCUGAACGUAAACAUUAAAUUAAUUUUUUCAGUUUAUUUUUCAGAUUACAUGUCAUUCUUUAUUAAAGAGAUGCUGGUGCAUAUCCUAAA
This is a messenger RNA of Apus apus (common swift), 4031 nucleotides long. It is a transcript of the gene SFPQ, whose product is annotated as splicing factor proline and glutamine rich. Gene Ontology annotation, biological process: regulation of DNA-templated transcription. Bases 84 to 2024 code for a protein of 646 amino acids. Gene Ontology annotation, cellular component: nucleus. The transcript is spliced from 10 exons. Lineage: Eukaryota; Metazoa; Chordata; Aves; Apodiformes; Apodidae. The record is from RefSeq and is a predicted model, not a curated record. Gene Ontology annotation, molecular function: RNA binding.